CAGCUCAAUAUUUGCAGGACAAGUAGCGGGCGCUAGAGGGCAGUAUUGAGCUGUGGUUAGUAGUGCAAAGCCGUGUGAUGAAGCGUAUUAUCAGGAAGUGAGCGACAAGGGUUGCAGACUGCUGUCAAAAUGGCACCGACUGGACUGAAGGCGAUAGUUGGAGAAAAAAUCCUCAAUGGUGUUAUCAAGAGUGUGAAGAAGGAAGGAGAAUGGAAGGUUCUCAUUUUAGAUCACAUGGGCAUGCGGAUUCUGUCCUGUUGCUGCAAGAUGUCUGACAUCUUGGCAGAGGGAGUGACCAUUGUGGAGGACAUCAGCAAACGUAGGGAGCCCAUCUCUAGUUUGGAGGCAAUUUAUUUGAUUUCUCCAGUGCAGAAGUCCGUUGAUGCUCUCAUUAAUGACUUCAAAGAUGCUGCUUAUACCUACAAAGCAGCACACAUCUUCUUCACUGAUGCUUGUCCUGAUGCUCUUUUUGCCAAGAUUGGAAAGUCCAGAGUUGCUAAACUUGCCAAGACUUUAAAAGAGAUCAAUGUGGCUUUUCUGCCAUCUGAGUCCCAGGUAUUCCUCCUGGAUGAUCCAACAUCUUUGCACUCCUUCUAUAGUGCUAAUCCAAUUCCAAACAAAGAUAAAAUGAUUGAAAAUCUGGCUGAGCAGAUUGCAACCCUGUGUGACACACUGAAGGAGUACCCUGCCAUACGUUACCACAAGGGACCAGAGGAAACUGCCAAACUGGCUGAAGAAGUCCACCGGCGCCUUAUUGCUCACAAGGCAGACAAUCCAAGCAUGGGAGAGGGUCCAGAUAAGGCAAGGUCCCAGCUGCUGAUUGUUGAUCGUGGCUUUGAUCCCAUCUCGCCAGUUUUACAUGAGUUAACCUUCCAGGCAAUGGCCUAUGACCUGCUAGAUAUCAAACAGGACAUCUAUACUUAUCAGUCAACUGGCAUUGGGAACUCAAACGAGAAACAAGUAUUACUGGAUGAAGAUGAUGAACUUUGGGUAGAGCUCAGACAUAUGCACAUUGCAGAUGUAACUACGAAAGUUACAGAGCUUCUUCGCACUUUUUGUGAAAGCAAGAGAAUGUCUACUGACAAUGCCAAUCUUAAAGAUCUCUCUCAGAUGUUAAAGAGGAUGCCUCAGUAUCAAAAGGAGCUCAGCAUGUACUCUACUCACCUGCACUUAGCUGAAGCUUGUAUGAAUAAAUUCAAGACUUCAUACAUGAAGCUUUGUGAAGUGGAACAGGACCUGGUUAUGGGCACAACUGGAGAAGGGGAACCACUAAAAGAUGCCACGAAGAUCAUUGUUCCUGUCCUCCUUGACAAAGAAGUUCAGGCCUAUGACAAAAUCCGCAUCAUACUUCUGUACAUAUUCCACAAGAAAAAAGGCAUUGGGGAGGAAAACCUAGCGAAGCUCAUCCAGCAUGCUAAUGUACAGAAUGACAGCCACAUCAUUACCAACAUGCAGAACCUGGGCUGCAACAUAGUAGAUGGGGGCAGCAAUGCUGCAAAAACACUGCCAGCUCGUAAGGAGCGUCCUGACAAUCCGUACCAGCUGUCUCGUUGGACACCCAUCAUCAAAGAUGUUAUGGAGAACGCCAUAGAGGACAAACUGGACAGAAAGCAUUGGCCAUAUGUCGCUGAGCCUGCUCCCAUCAAUACAACUCAGACUACAGUCAGUAGUGCACGUUUUGGGCACUGGCAUAAAAACAAAUCCCCAACAGAAUAUCAUUCUGGCCCACGGCUGAUUGUGUUUGUGAUUGGUGGGGUGUCACACUCUGAGAUGCGUUGUGCUUAUGAGGUCACCCGAGCCACGGAUGGGAAAUGGGAAGUGCUGAUUGGGUCAUCUCACAUCACGACUCCAACAAGUUUCCUGAAUGAUCUGAAAACUCUGGACCAGGUUGCAAAUCCUGAUUAUUAGUUGCUUUAAGGUCGUAGGUCACUGGCAUAAGGGUUUUGUCCUUCAACUGCGAUGACUGGUUACUGCUUUUCAGCUAGUGUCUUUGACAUAUGAAUUGAAACAUGAAGAAAACGUGUAGUUAUAGUAAAACAUUUCUGAUUCUUUUAGAAUUUUGAUGUCAUGUGGUCCUGUGGCAUGGGAGUUGGAUUAUGUAUGUGUGUCAUUAAAAUUAUAAUAUAUUUAAACAUAAAAUACUGUUUUGCAAUUUCCACAAAAUGGAUAAUUUCAUCAUCAUUGUCAUCAUCAUUAAUGUUGUUGAAAUACAAUGUAGCUGUGCAUUUAUCAGUAGUACUUAUUAUACUGUAUGUUCUAUGAUAUAGAUUUUUUUCUCUUGAAAGCAUUCAUGCCAGUUUUUCAGUUUUCUUUCUUGAUAUUGUUAUCCUGCACAUUUGUCAUAAAACUUAAUAUAUUGCUGGGAACAACGGGUAGAUGUGUCAUUGUUAAAUGAGCAAUACAAUAAAUUAAAGCUUGUAUAAGGGCA
This is a messenger RNA of Betta splendens (Siamese fighting fish), 2428 nucleotides long. It is a transcript of the gene stxbp2, whose product is annotated as syntaxin binding protein 2. Gene Ontology annotation, cellular component: plasma membrane; secretory granule. The coding region runs from base 130 to 1908 and encodes 592 amino acids. NCBI's taxonomy places the organism in Eukaryota, Metazoa, Chordata, Actinopteri, Anabantiformes, Osphronemidae. Gene Ontology annotation, molecular function: syntaxin-3 binding. The record is from RefSeq and is a predicted model, not a curated record. Gene Ontology annotation, biological process: intracellular protein transport; neurotransmitter secretion; vesicle-mediated transport. The transcript has 19 exons.